AUGGCAGUCAUUUCACGUCUCAGCCAGCUCACAGAGGACCAGAAGCGCAUGUGCGACGACCUCCUCACUGUCCUCAUUCAGCGCAACCACCCUAUCGACCCCCCUACCCUCGAUCAGGUCCGCGAAGAGUUCUGGACCAGAAUUUUCAAGUCAAACUGGACCACUAGCAAUCUCAACGUCGCCCCUGUUAAGCUCCCUAAGCGCACCAACGACGAGAGCGCUCUUCUCAUCGGCACCCUCAACCAGAAUGUCCCCAAGAAUGGCAGUGUUCCUGGCUACCGCCGUUCUGACCAGCCGGUACUCCUCAAAGUUAGCAUGAAAAUCGACCCUCAGUUCGACGUUCCUGUGGCCAGCUUCUUCUGGGUCGACCAGCAGGGCCAUCGCGGAUCUGAGCUUUCCAACGCCUCCAUUGAUAUUGAGGGAGACCUUACCCUCGACGAGGCAAAGGUUGAGGUCGGCUUGCACUAUGACACCAACGAGAAGGAACGCGUCGGCGGCUGGAACUGGUCCAAGGUUACCUACUGGGGUCGCGCAAGGCUCAUUAAUGUUGCCCAGGGUAUCAUCACUGCCGCUGGUGAGGAUGUAGAAGAGCUCAAGCCAGUUCGCUUGGUCCAAGAGCAUUGGAUGCACAUGGAGGAUCUUCAGCAUUCACUGAACCAGGUUGAUGGUCUUGAGGGUGCCGUAAACGUUUAG
This is a messenger RNA of Colletotrichum navitas, 693 nucleotides long. RefSeq lists its product as uncharacterized. The transcript has a single exon. The coding region runs from base 1 to 693 and encodes 230 amino acids. Lineage: Eukaryota; Fungi; Ascomycota; Sordariomycetes; Glomerellales; Glomerellaceae. The record is from RefSeq and is a predicted model, not a curated record.